Messenger RNA from Lactuca virosa, 1294 nucleotides. The record is from the annotation of a GenBank genome assembly. NCBI's taxonomy places the organism in Eukaryota, Viridiplantae, Streptophyta, Magnoliopsida, Asterales, Asteraceae.
AAACCCCAAAAACAUUAGAAUUUAGUGUUAUGUACGUCAGUUUGAGGAAAUCGGACCAACACCCACAAAACGAAAAUGAAUCUAUGGAAAAUAUUUUUCAACUCAAAGAGCUCCGAUAUUUCUACCAAUUGUGAGUCCACUCAUGAAGUGAACUUGGCUGUGAAAUGGGUUGAUAGUAGUGAAGCUUGUUUUGGAGGAUGGUGUGCAGUUCCAGGUUAGAAACGAGAUAAAUGAAACAGAUCCGCAUGCAAGUGAUGCCAAAAGUUCUUUUCUUCAUUCCGUCGCUAAUAUGAUCGGAAUGCUCAUAGGUCUUGGCCAACUAUCGACAUCAUAUGGACUAGAAAAUGCAGGGUGGAUUUCAUCAUUUCUGCUUGUAGCCCUCGGAAUUGCAUGCGCAUACUCCUCCCACCUACUUGGAAAAUGCCUCGAAAACAACAGGAAAGCAAGAAACUACACCGAUAUUGGCCACCAUGCUUUCGGGAGUCAUGGAAGAGCCAUUACAGCUGCGUUCAUCUACUUGGAGAUCUUCAUGGCACUUGUUUCCUACACGAUAUCAUUGCAUGAUAACUUGAAAAUGGUCUUCCUUGGAACAAAUAUCCGGUUCUCAUGGGCUCAACACGUGUCGACAUCUCAGGUUCUUACUGUAUUUGCGGUGUUGGUGGCGUUGCCUAGCCUCUGGCUGAGAGAUCUUUCUUCCAUUUCGUUCCUCUCUACUAGUGGCAUCAUCAUGUCGCUAAUGAUUUUUGUGACAGUAGCAUGCACCGCAGUGUUUGGAGGUGUAGCCACCAACCACACGAUCCCUGCUCUCCGGCUAAAGAACAUACCUCACGUCUCCGGCCUUUACACGUUCAGUUUGGCUGGCCAUAUUGUCUUCCCUGAUAUACACAGGGCCAUGAAAGACCCCUCCAAGUUCACCAAGGUAUCCAUUGUAAGCUUCACGUUUGUGACCUUGCUAUAUGCGUCUUUAGCGUUCAUGGGUGCCAAACUAUUUGGACCAGAAGUAAAUCCCCAAAUUACCCUCAGCAUGCCUCGAGGCCUUGUGUUCACUAAGAUCGCACUAUGGGCUACGGUUUUGACACCAAUGACAAAAUACGCACUCGAAUUUACACCCAUUGCAAUAGAAAUCGAACACCGCUUCCUAUACUCUAUGACGUCUCGAACCAAGAUGAUCGUAAGGGGGACCAUUGGCUCAAUUUUGUUGCUAAUCAUACUUGUCUUAGCCCUAUCGGUGCCAUACUUCCAGUAUGUCCUAGGCCUUACAGGUUCCAUGUCUUUGGCUCCGUCUCGUCUAUGA